Molecule: messenger RNA, 2762 nt
Organism: Anolis carolinensis (green anole)
Lineage: Eukaryota; Metazoa; Chordata; Lepidosauria; Squamata; Anolidae
Gene: tmem139
Product: transmembrane protein 139
Exons: 3
Coding region: 647-1309 (220 amino acids)
Source: RefSeq, a predicted model, not a curated record
CAGAGACACCGCCCCAGCCCUUGUCUUAGUGGUACAAAAGUCAGGGUGAAACUCGUACACGGCAUGCAAUGUAAGGAGGAAGAAUGCAUAGUGUAUACCUCUAUAUGGAUCAUAAAUUGUUUUAUGAAAGGACCAUGUGAUCUGGGGCUGGGCAUAUGGCCCCACCCUGCGGAGGGGAAAUGUCAGAAGGCUUUCUGUUAAAAAAUGAGAAAUCUUGGCCCUGGUAGGAAAAGAGGAGCAGGGACAGCAGAUUACACACGCAUUCGUAUACACCGCCCUUUCUCCCAGUGAGCUUCCUGUUCCCUCGAGGUGGCUUGGCUGGGAAGAGAAAAGAGGAAAGCAAAACACAAUCUACAGAGGAGGCAAAAUCUACUACUGGAGUUUACUCUGCCUACACUUGCCUUUUUCUUCGUAGACUUGGGUAGGUUCCCUUAAAGGGCAAAGAGACAGGAAAGGUGAGACACUGUUGCCGUUUCCUGCCCUGCUGGGAACAGAAGCAAAGAAGAUUGUGGACAGUUGCCUGGCAAUGAAAACAAGCAGCAAGAGCUCAUGGCUGGGGAUGGUGUAGGACACUUUUGUCUGAUGUCUGUGCACUACACUGUCCAGUCUCUUCUUGUUGGCUGCCAUUAUUACCAAUCGCCUUGCCAUGCUGUCAGCGACACACUGGAGGAGCCUCCGUCAAACAUUGCUGGUGUUCUUCACUGUCACCCUUCUUAUCGGAAUAACUAUGCUAUCUGUAUCCAAUGAUAUUAACCCUGUGGGGUUUUUCUUCCUUGCAAUCGGGGCCCUGUGUUUGCUGGGCUACCUCAUUUCUGUGAUAGUAGAGCAGUAUAUAAAGCAUCAGAAUCCAGCACAAGAAAACCACACAGUUCCAAGGAGAUCGAGUCAAGCAGGAAAUAAUGCAGCCUAUGAGACACCAGCAUAUGAGGAAGUGGUGGCUACUGGCUACAUCUCAGAUGCAACACCAACGAUCUGGACAAUUACAUCUACUCCUGGCACAACCCUGCCGGAUCCCCCUCCCUACAGCGUGGUUAUCGAGCCUCCUGUCCUCACCGAGACUGUGGUGGAGACAGUCCGUGUCUCGGUGGCACCAGGCACACGGCGUGCCUCAGAAGCAGACAUGAACCCAAGGGUACGCCUAAGGCUGGUACUCCCCCCAAGACUGCAGCGGGUGUUCUCAGAUAACCAUGAACUCAAGGGGUCUGAAGAGCGCCUAGAACGGCUAGAGCCCCUCACGCCACCCCCUGCAUAUGAACAUACCAAUGGUGAUGAAGUUUUUGAAGAGGAGUUCCAACCAUCGAGGCUAUGAUGGAAAAAAAAAACUUGUAAAUGACAAUUGGCACAAUGUCACUACAAUACUGCCUUUGAAUUCACAAUUGGCCUUGCUGUUGCAGUUCAUAGGUAUUUGUGUUGCUUUGGGUGCCCUCCUUCUCUUUGUUUAAAUGUCAUGAGAAAUGUACACAUUUUAGACAAAUAGUCAUGACGGGAUUCCCCCCCCCUCCCCCAUUAUCAGUGGAGAGGGUCAAGAGAGGGAUCUUGUGACAUUUUAUUCCAACAUUCUCAGACUGUCCUGCUCUUGCAGACUCAAAGGCUGCUUUGAAACUGUACUGGAGAAGGAUGAGGACUGGUUGGCACAUUUCCUCCCCUAAACGAUAGUUCUUAGGAGCAGUCAAGAACACAAAAUGCUGCCCUGUUUCAAACAUAGAGAAAUUAUGUCACUUUUAAGGGAGUUGGAAAGUGAUAAUAAGAAGAAUACCAAUCGAAGACGAAAAAGCUUUGAAUAAGCCUAACUUAAAAUACUUUUUUAAAUGUUUUAAAAUGUGCUUUUUCAGGUAUAUGCAAUGAGGAAAAAAUUGAGUAAAUAGUAAAUCCAUAGAUGCAUUUUGACCUGACUUUGAAAUUUGCUGAUUGAGAUAAUUCUGGGUUCUCUUGUUUAUGCCUGCUAUGUAUCACCAUUCCAAAUAUGUUCUGUUGCCAAAGUAUAUAUUUUUUUUAGCCAGUUAAAAAUGUUUCCUGAGUUUGUUCAGAAGUUUACUUCAAAAUUUAUCUAAACUUGAAAAUCACCUUUCAAGAAGACAAUCAAUAGCUUUAUUUAUUAAAUUACCAUUAUUGCAGACAGUGUAAACCAAGAUGUAUAAUGCAAAUAGAAAUAGUUCCCUUCUCUGUCAGGAAGCAAGACUGAUAAGUGAAUACCAAGAUGGUAUAUGGGGAGUAUUCUUUGUUAUGGAAUAUAAUAAAGUGUAGAGCUAUCUUUGAAUGUCAAAGAGACACCAGGUACACCUUUAACAUUUACAGGAUAUACUUUCAUAUACAGUAAAGUCUCACUUAUCCAACAUAAAUGGGCCAGCAGAACGUUGGAUAAGCGAAUAUGUUGGAUAAUAAGGAGAGAUUAAGAAAAAGCCUAUUAAACAUCAAAAUAGGUUAUGAUUUUACAAAUUAAGCACCAAAACAUCAUGUUAUACAACAAAUUUGACAGAAAAAGUAGUUCAUUAUACAUUAAAAUUUGUUGUAAUUACUGUAUUUACAAAUUUAGCACCAAAAUAUCACGAUGUAUUGAAAACAUUGACUACAAAAAUGGCUUGGAUUAUCCAGAGGCUUGGAUAAGCGAGUGUCGGAUAAGUGAGACUCUACUUUAUAUAUAUCUCCAAAACAAAACCUGUCUGUAGAAGUUGCCUGUCUCUGUUUGUUCUCAUCCUCAUACCCAGGAGGCUAACAAUGCAACCACUGAAAUGUUUACAUGACAGAAUAUAUAUUUCAAUAUA